Messenger RNA from Cladophialophora bantiana CBS 173.52, 768 nucleotides. RefSeq lists its product as uncharacterized. Gene Ontology annotation, biological process: peptidyl-proline hydroxylation to 4-hydroxy-L-proline. The transcript has 2 exons. Lineage: Eukaryota; Fungi; Ascomycota; Eurotiomycetes; Chaetothyriales; Herpotrichiellaceae. Bases 1 to 768 code for a protein of 255 amino acids. Gene Ontology annotation, molecular function: L-ascorbic acid binding; iron ion binding; procollagen-proline 4-dioxygenase activity. Gene Ontology annotation, cellular component: endoplasmic reticulum. The record is from RefSeq and is a predicted model, not a curated record.
AUGACUCCGGCUGGGAAGCUUUCUCUUACCCUGAUACCUCUCCUUGCAAUCAUUCUCGGCGUCGGCCACUGGUAUUUCGAUUGGAAGUUUAUGCCUCUCUGGAGAGGUAAUAAUUCUGCCUUUGAUAAUGGGCCGACAACAUUCCUGCUAUCAGAAGAUCCCUUGGUGGUGUAUAUAAAAAACUUUAUCACUCCGCAAGAAGCGUCUCAUCUGGUCCAGCUGGCCGAACCGCGCUUCAACCCCUCGGUCCUCUGGACUGAUGAAGGCAAAGUCCAUCGAGACUCGGCCUACCGAUCCUCCACGACAGCCAAGCUGCCUAAGGACGACAUCAUCAGAGAAAUCGAGGACCGCGCUCGCGCAUUUCCUUUUUACAAAGCUGUUGGCGAGUUCCAGCCUCUGGUUGUGCAGAACUACGGCAUUGCGGGGCAGUAUCGAGACCAUUACGACUGGUACGGCGACGCUGAUGCCGUGGGCGGCAACGUGGCAUCGACCUUCUUCGUGUACAUCCAUGCAAACUGCACCGGCGGAGGCACAAACUUCCCACGAUUGAGGCCACCGCCAGAGGAGGAAGAGUGGUGGUGCGAGUUUGUCGAUUGUGAUCGGCCUAUCGAUGAUGGUGUCACUUUCAAGCCGAUCCAAGGGAAUGCGGUGUAUUGGGAUAACCUGGGCGCAGACGGGCAGGGCAAUCUGCAGACCUUGCACGCUGGAAUGCCUGUGACCUCAGGGAAUAAGAUGGGGCUGAAUAUGUGGACCUGGCAGUCAGUCUAA